Australozyma saopauloensis is the source of this 2007-nucleotide messenger RNA. RefSeq lists its product as uncharacterized. Gene Ontology annotation, molecular function: protein-macromolecule adaptor activity; ubiquitin protein ligase binding. Lineage: Eukaryota; Fungi; Ascomycota; Pichiomycetes; Serinales; Metschnikowiaceae. Gene Ontology annotation, cellular component: cytoplasm; cytosol; plasma membrane. The coding region runs from base 1 to 2007 and encodes 668 amino acids. The record is from RefSeq and is a predicted model, not a curated record. Gene Ontology annotation, biological process: ubiquitin-dependent endocytosis. The transcript has a single exon.
AUGUUUCACUCCCAUUCCCACUCUAAGGAUCUAGCCUACUUCGAUAUCCGCUUAAAGGGCAGCCACAAGAACACCAUUUUGGUGAAAGGAAAUGAGUUCGAAGUGGAAAACAUCCCGAUCGAAGGCCAUGUUAAAAUUUCCACAAAGGAAGAUCUCCACAUCAAAAGAAUCUCGCUUCUGUUGGUGGGUGAGUUCACCACCGAGUACUAUCCCAAAUCUAAUGAAUACAUAAUGAACCAGGCGGUGGAGAGAAACUGCGUCUUGAAAGUUUUUUGGAACAACUUGCUCUGUUCGCCGCAGGGUGAACUUGUCUUUGGCGACUUUGGCGAUCUGAUUGCGAAAUAUCACAAGGUCGUUAAUCGAGGCAGAAAAUCGAGAGACAAUUCCCAAUGGAAUCUCCUGGUGCUGUCUCCCAGAACACCCGGAGGAAGUCUGCCUGAUCCCGAGGCUCUCAACAGAAGCAUUUUAAAUUUGGCAAAUGGCAAUGGAAGAGCCUCGUCGCCUAUGCGUGGAAAUGGUGCCCGGUUUGAUAUCUCCAGUCCUAGUGGCCUAGAUUCGGGAGAAAACUCGUCUGCAAAUUUGACGGACUACUUUGCCAGUGCCACUAAUGGUUCUAAUACGCCCAAAAGUAAUUCCAGACCCGCAUUUUUGAGAACAAAGUCUCAUCCCACGGUAUUCAAGAACCAUGAGAAAUCCCUUAUAUCGAUUCCCCGUUCGGGCAUAGAUGGAACACCAUUUCCUGCGGCUGCAUUGUCUAAGAGUGACAGUCACUCAUUUCUUCUUCCAGAGGGAAAUUACUCGAUGCCAUUCUUUAUCCACCUACCAUCCAAUAUUCCCGAAUCAGUUGAGGGUUUAUCGUGCGGCAAAAUUAGAUACAAAUUGGAGUGUAACAUAGAGCGCGGCAGAUUCGAGCGUUCUUUCAAGAAAGCAAACCAUGUUAUCAUAGCAAGAACUCUCAGUUCCCGAAACGUCAAUCUCACAGAUUCGAUCGAUUUCUCGAACACCUGGCCUGGAAAAUUAGAUUUCCAAGUCUCCAUGACUCGCAGAGCUGUAGCCCUUGGCACCGCAGUUCCUGUUAAGUUGGUGAUUGUGCCUUUAAUCAAAGGUCUCAAAUUCCACUCAUUUUCCGCUGAGUUGGUGCAGCAUUCGCAUGUGACUGGACUCGCUGGUAAAUCUUCCGAAUAUGAGGAUAUUAUUGAUAAGCAAAAGCUCAAUUGCCACGAGCCAUUCUUUGGCGAAGAUCAUUGGAAGCUCCAAGGCUAUUAUCAUCUUCCAAAUUCGCUUUCCAAGGCGACGCAGACAUGCACAUUGAAAAACGACAUCAUCAGUGUCAAACAUGCUAUUAGAGCAAUUAUUCAUAUUCGCAAUGCUGAUGGGCAUAUUUCAGAACUCAGAGCACAUUUGCCGGUCAAUGUAUUUCUCAGUCCAACUCAUGGCCACGUUACUGCUACCCAUUUAGAGGUUGACAGCCACGGCUACUUCACCGCAGACAACACCGGUAACAGGCAAGACCUUCUAUUUCCCUCGAGAGAGCUAGAGACCCCCAACGAUAGCGGGAACGAUUCCGACGCCUCUGAAGAACCUGAGUUCUCCGAUACUGAAGAUGCCCCUCCAUUAUAUCAGCAACAUUCGAAAGACUUGCUAUAUGACCAAUCUUCAGGUCAAUCUGUAUUAGAACAACUUCGUCAAAAUGGUUCUCUAGCUGCUCUUGUGUCACUGAGUGAUAGAGAGGGCCCCAAAUCAGGCCUGAACUCAAGAGUGGGCUCACCAGCAAUAAACUUGCUGCAGUUGCUGUCUAUUCCUUGCUAUGAAGAUGCUUUAGAAGGUGAUUCUGAUGACAAUGGGGAAGGUCCUGCGCCAGAUUAUGAAUAUGAUCUGAGCACCCCUAGAAGCUUGAGUUUCGGAAACCUCAAAAGGCCAGACUACUCUAGUAGAAGUGCAAGUACGUCUGAUAUUUUGCUUGCUAGAGAUCGACACGCAAAAAAGAAAUUUUUCUUUCAUAAAUGA